Molecule: messenger RNA, 984 nt
Organism: Zerene cesonia (dogface butterfly)
Lineage: Eukaryota; Metazoa; Arthropoda; Insecta; Lepidoptera; Pieridae
Product: alaserpin-like
Exons: 7
Coding region: 1-984 (327 amino acids)
Molecular function (GO): serine-type endopeptidase inhibitor activity
Source: RefSeq, a predicted model, not a curated record
AUGCUAUUUGAAGUGGUGAAAGCCAACCCGCAGCAGAGUGUAGUAAUAUCAGCAUACUCCGUGUUAACUCCCCUAGCUCAGCUGGCCUUGGCUUCUGAAGGAGAAUCUCAUGAUGAACUUCUAGAUGUUAUUAGUAUGCCUAAUGAUGACGUUACUGCAGCAGCAUUUUCGCAAGCAGAAUACAACAUAACAUCAAUAAAGGGCGUAGAACUAAAGAAAGUCAGCAAAGUGUACGUCGCUCAAGAUAGUGAAUUAAAUGAAGAAUUCGCAAACAUUACAAGUGUUCUUUUUAAUUCUGAAAUCGAAAAUGUUAACUUCGCUAAAAAUAAGGAAACUGCAAAAGAAAUUAAUCUAUGGGUUGAAAAUCAAACAAAUCAUAAAAUAAAGGAUUUGAUUGAUUCAAAUUCGUUGAAUAGUGACACACGUAUUAUCCUCGUUAACGCAAUUUAUUUUAAGGGUCAAUGGAAAAAUCAAUUUAACAAAAAAUACACAACUGAGAAAGAUUUUCAUGUAACCAAGAAAAGAACUGUAAAAGUACCUAUGAUGCAACAAACAGCUCGUUUUAAUUAUACUGAUGACCGUGGAUUAAAAGCACAGAUUUUAGAAAUGAAAUACGUCGGAGAUGAGGCGUCUAUGGUUAUUGUUCUUCCUAAUAAAAUUAAUGGUGUAACUGACGUAGUUAAAAAAUUAAAAGACCCUAAUGCUUUGGACAGGGCUCUCAAAGACAAAAAAAGCGUUGAAGUCAAUGUUCAGAUUCCUAAAUUUAUAACUGAAUCAACGACGAAAUUAAAGGAUAUAUUGGAAAAAUUAGGUGUAAAGAAAAUUUUCACACCAGGCGCCGCUCAAUUAACCAAUCUUUUGAAAGAAGAGGACAGUAAUAUAUACAUUAGUGAUGGUAUACAAAAAGCUUACAUAGAAGUUGAUGAGGAAGGAUCUGAAGCGGCCGCUGCAAAUGGUAAUGCAUUCAUCCAAAUAACUUUUUGA